AUUUUUCGUCUGCUUGCUUCAGUGAGCAUAGGCCGGAAGCCCAAAACAGAUGACGUUCGGUCUUGGUACGCAAGGCAUGAUGACCCAUUUCAAAAUAAUAACAACAUCUUUUCUUCGUCGUCCAGCCCUGUUUUUCAAGAGGUUUAAUUCUAGCGCAAUAAGUGAAUCUAAUAAUGCUUUGGUGUUAAAAAAUAAGAUUGGAGCGGUCGCCACGAUUGGUAUUAAUCGGCCAACCAAACGUAAUUGUGUCAAUUAUGCCACCGCUGAACAAUUAGUCCAAGCUUUCGAAGAGUUUGAUCAAGAUGAAUCAGUCUGUGCUAUUGUACUUCAUGGGAUAGGAGGAAACUUUUGUGCAGGGUAUGAUUUGCAGGAAUUAAGCACAGGCAAUGCUAGCAUUCUUCCAGAAAAAAGAGGCCCCAUGGGUCCUUCUCAAAUGUUGACGAAAAAGCCUCUAAUUGCAGCUGUUAGUGGAUAUGCUGUUGCUGGAGGAUUCGAACUGGCUUUAUUGUGUGACAUGAGGGUAGUGGAGGACACAGCCGUGAUGGGUGUAUUCUGUAGAAGAUUUGGAGUCCCCUUAAUUGAUGGUGGAACAGUAAGGUUACCAGCAUUAAUUGGAUUGUCUAGAGCAAUGGAUCUCAUUUUGACAGGAAGGCCAAUUAAAGCUAAAGAGGCACUUGAGUGGGGAUUGGCCAACCGAGUUGUUUCUUGCGGAACGGCCCUUGGUCAGGCCGUCAAUUUAGCAGAUUCAUUAAAAAAUUUCCCCCAAAAAUGUAUGCAAGCAGAUCGUCGGUCAGCUUAUUAUGCCACUUACUCAGCCAAGUCUUUAGAAGACGCACUACAAUACGAAUUUGAUAACGGGGUUCCCGUUCUAGAAAUGGAAUCCAUCCAUGGAGCCCGAAAGUUUGUUGACGGUGUUGGGCACCACGGAAAGUUUCAGCUGAACGGAUCGUCAGAAUCGAAAAAAUAAAACAGCUGACUAUCAAAAAUCACGCAGAAAAACAAUUUUACUUUUAUUAUUGAUACUUAUAUUACACGAAAGCAAAAAAAAGCGAAA
Messenger RNA from Daphnia pulex (common water flea), 1054 nucleotides. Its product is annotated as carnitinyl-CoA dehydratase-like. Gene Ontology annotation, molecular function: catalytic activity. Bases 50 to 967 code for a protein of 305 amino acids. The transcript is spliced from 6 exons. The record is from RefSeq and is a predicted model, not a curated record. Lineage: Eukaryota; Metazoa; Arthropoda; Branchiopoda; Diplostraca; Daphniidae.